AUGGAUACACUGUUUAGGUUGGUUAGCCUCCACCAGCAUCACCAACAGGCAGCAGCAGCAGCAGCGUCCUCCUCGCCGGACCAGCACCACCAGUCCCCCUACAGCUCCCGCUCCACCACGUCCCGCAGCAGCACCACCUCCACCGGCUCACGCUCCUCCCCUUCCUCCUACCACACCCACAACCACCACUACUACUCCCACUCCCACUCCCACUACAGCAGCAGCAGCGGCUACUACUACGACAACCCUGCCGGCAGUGGCAGCGGUGGAGGAUCCGGCGGCGGCUACUACUACGACCACCACCAGCCGGCGCCGUACCAAGAAGAAUGCGCCAACGACCACCGCUUUUACAUGGAUGAAGACUUCUCCUCCUCGUCCUCGUCGCGCCACUUCCAGUCGCGCGCGGCCCCGCCGGCGGCGCCGCCCUCGUCGUCUCCCGCGCCCACGCCACCGCAUCAGCAGCCCGCGUCCACGUCGUCCGGCGCCGCCGGUGCCCACCUGUUCGAGGCGGCAGACUUCUCGUUCCCGCAGGUGGAUAUCGAUCUCGACUUCAGCUCCCCCGCGUCGUCCUCCGGCGCGGGCGGCCGGGGCGGGACCGCCGCCGCCUCGUCGUCCUCGGGCGGCGGCGGCGCCGGGCGGUGGGCCGCGCAGCUGCUGCUGGAGUGCGCGCGCGCCGUGGCCGCCCGCGACAGCCAGCGCGUGCAGCAGCUCAUGUGGAUGCUCAACGAGCUGGCGUCGCCGUACGGGGACGUGGACCAGAAGCUGGCGUCCUACUUCCUCCAGGGCCUCUUCGCGCGCCUCACCACCUCCGGCCCGCGCACGCUGCGCACGCUCGCCGCCGCGUCCGACCGGAACACGUCCUUCGAGUCCACGCGCCGCACCGCGCUCAGGUUCCAGGAGCUGAGCCCCUGGGCGUCCUUCGGCCACGUGGCCGCCAACGGGGCCAUACUCGAGGCGUUCCUGGAGGCGGCGGCGGCGGCCGGGGCGGCGUCCUCUUCCUCCUCCUCGUCUUCGCAGCAGCCGCCGCGGCUGCACAUCCUGGACCUCAGCAACACCUUCUGCACGCAGUGGCCGACGCUGCUGGAGGCGCUGGCCACGAGGUCGUCGGACGACACGCCCCACCUGUCCAUCACCACCGUGGUGCCCACCGCCGCGCCGUCCGCGGCCGCGCAGCGCGUCAUGCGGGAGAUCGCGCAGCGCCUCGAGAAGUUCGCGCGCCUCAUGGGCGUGCCCUUCACCUUCCGUGCCGUGCACCACGCGGGGGACCUCGCGGAGCUGGACCUCGACGGCCUCGACCUCCGCGAGGGCGGCGCCACUACCGCGCUCGCGAUCAACUGCGUCAACGCGCUGCGCGGGGUCGCGCCGGGAGGCGCGCGGCGGCGUGACGCGUUCGUCGCGUCGCUCCGCCGGCUCGAGCCGCGCGUGGUCACCGUCGUGGAGGAGGACGCCGAUCUCGUGGCGGCAUCCGAGUCGUCGUCGGCCGAGGAAGCAGCCAACACGGAGACGGAGGCGGCGUUCAUGAAGGUGUUCACCGAGGGCCUCCGCUUUUUCUCAGCGUACAUGGACUCCCUGGAAGAGAGCUUCCCGAAGGCGACCAACGAGAGGCUCGCGCUGGAGAGGGCGGCGGGGCGUGCCAUUGUGGACCUCGUGUCCUGCCCGGCGUCGGAGUCCGUUGAGAGGCGGGAGACGGGGGCGUCGUGGGCGCGGCGCAUGCGGUCGGCCGGCUUCUCUCCCGUGGCGUUCAGCGACGACGUGGCCGACGACAUGCGGUCGUUGCUGCGCCGGUAUCGGGAGGGAUGGACCUUGCGAGAGCCAGGCGCGGACGACGGCGCGGCGGCCGGGGUGUUCCUCGCGUGGAAGGAGCAGCCCGUGGUGUGGACGAGUGCGUGGAGGCCAUGA
Miscanthus lutarioriparius is the source of this 1899-nucleotide messenger RNA. The record is from the annotation of a GenBank genome assembly. NCBI's taxonomy places the organism in Eukaryota, Viridiplantae, Streptophyta, Magnoliopsida, Poales, Poaceae.